AUGCGUCCGAGUUUCGUUACGCUUUCAAUUGCGGCAGCAGUUGCUGCCCUCCCGGGAACUCCGCUUGGCUAUGAGCGUGCUCUCCUCAAGCGUGCUCUGGAGCAAAGGACAGAUGGAAACUCCAGCACGGCGAGCUGUCUCGGCGAUGUUGCUGAGACGGCCACUGCCCCCUAUACUAACGUGUGGGCUCAGAUCAGUGCGGAGGACAACCGCGCGGUGUGGGACUUCGUUCACGAUCCGGCACUGGGAUUGAACCUCACGGAUCCGGAAGAGGCCACCCAGACGGACAACUACGUCUAUUUCAUCGACACGGUUCCUGUGAACAAGACAGACGUGCUCGCAUACAAGGCAGGCGGUCCUCCUCCUCCGAAAUACGCUCGUGUUAUCCUCUUCCAGGGUGGGAAAGCCGACCCGGAUUCCCAGGAAUACAUGGUUGGACCUCUGCCAGUCAGCACGACUACCACUAUUCAGCCUCUUGACUACUUGUACAAUGGUGGACAAGGUGGCCGCGUUCCUUUUAACGCUCGCGUUUUCGACGGACCCCGGUCAGCUGCCACCGAGCCUCUCAUCGCCGAGACGAUGAGCAGCAUCGCCGACAUCACGGCGGCUUUGUUCCAGGGAAGUGUCUACUACGGGUCUGAGGAUGAGCGAACCAAUCUCAGCGCCACAUCAGGGACGCCUCAAUCAUUCGAUGGAACUCAAUCGUUCCGUUCUAUCUUGUUCCGCCUCCCUGGCGUUGCGAGCUAUUUGACACCAAUAGAUUUCUACCUCUUGAUCGACUGCACAGGCACCGAUUCGUCGCUAUAUUUCCUCAAGGGAUUCGUGACCAAGGAGCGCUUCUUCGAAACCGAAGUCGAACUUCGCGCUGCGUUCGAUGCUGGCGAACUUGUUCAAGACUAUCAACAGACCCUCGAUGCUGACUGGGCUUUGGUUAACCACAAAGACGAUAUGGGUCAGCGUGACCUGGAGGACCGGUUUGCGCCAUCAAGCAUUGAGCUCGGUGGGAAGCGUUACAAGGUAGAUCCUGAAGCACAAUACAUCGAGUACAUGGGUUUCACGUUCUACCUAUCGUUCUCCAGGACCACUGGAAUAUCCAUCCAUGACGUCAAAUACAAGGGCGAUACUGUGCUUUUUGAGCUUUCGCUGCAGGAAGCGUUGGCACAGUAUGGUGGCAAUCAGCCCAAGGCUGCUAAUACUGUGUAUCAUGACACAUAUUACUCGCUCGGAACUGAUAUGGGCACUUUGCUUGAAGGAUAUGACUGCCCCUUCGGGUCGACCUUCUGGAACGUCUCGUACCACGAGGCCAACACCACCGUCACCAACACGGACUCGAUUUGCAUCUUCGAGCACGAUAUGAACUUCCCUCUCGCCCGGCACCGCACCGGCGGUGGUAGCAGUGACUACGGCUUCGCGAACCUUGGUGUUGUGAAGGGCGCUGCACUCACCGUCCGCGCGAUCGCCACCAUCGGCAACUACGACUACAUGUUCGAUUAUUCCUUCCACCUCGACGGCAGCAUCGAGGUCGCCGUUCGCGCAUCUGGUUAUCUCCAGUCCUCCCCGUACUACGCCAACCAAACCUCGUGGGGCCCCCGGAUCCAUGACGCCACCAUGGGCAGUCUGCACGACCACAUCAUCAACUACAAAGCCGACUUCGACAUCGUCGGGGUGAACAAUAGCCUGCAAGUAUCCGAGCUAGUCGUCGCCAACGUCACCCAGCCGUGGUUCCCCGAACUUGGCACCUUCGAGCAGAUGAAGAUGAACGUCAGUUACAAGGCUGAAGAAGAGCAGUUCGACUGGGCUCCGAACAACCAAGCCAUGUACGUCGUGCUCAACAAGAACGAGACCAACAAAUGGGACCAGCCCCGCGGCUACCGCAUCGUCCCCGGCCGCUCGGACAUCCAUCUCUCGAUCGCAAACUCCCCCUGGUCACGCGACAACGCGGCGUUCGUGAAAAGCCACCUCGCCGUCACCCAGCAGCAUGACAACGAGCCGUUCAGCAACAGCAUCCAGAACGUCAAUCUGCCGUGGGCGCCGCAGCAGGACUUCGCGGAGUUCUUCGACGGUGAAAGCGUGGACGACACGGAUCUGGUGGUGUGGUUCAACCUGGGGAUGCAUCAUUUUACGCGGGCGGAGGACGUGCCGGUGACUUUGUACAGCGAGGCGUAUGCGAGCAUUGUGUUCGCGCCGCAGAACUUCAAUGAUCAGGCGCAGGAUGGAGAUCUAUUGAAUCGGAGGUGGAUCGUACCGAAUAAGACGGCCACCGGGGAGUAUGUGCUAGAGUUUGAGAAUUAUGGAGUGCCGUUGCCCACUUGCGCGGUGCAGUUCAGCGAGCCGGUUCUUGGAAUCGAGGUGGAUGUCACUACCUAAGGAGAGGGAAUGGUGAUUUGGAUCGGAUGCCUUGAGUUCUCAUCACACUGAUGGUCACGAUAGGAGUUGGAUGGAUGGCAGAUAUGAGUGAACGCGAUAGGCUCAUUUACGAUGGGCUCUG
Eremomyces bilateralis CBS 781.70 is the source of this 2488-nucleotide messenger RNA. RefSeq names its product primary-amine oxidase. Gene Ontology annotation, molecular function: primary methylamine oxidase activity; copper ion binding; quinone binding. The transcript is spliced from 2 exons. Lineage: Eukaryota; Fungi; Ascomycota; Dothideomycetes; Eremomycetales; Eremomycetaceae. Gene Ontology annotation, biological process: amine metabolic process. Gene Ontology annotation, cellular component: plasma membrane. The record is from RefSeq and is a predicted model, not a curated record. The coding region runs from base 1 to 2367 and encodes 788 amino acids.